Messenger RNA from Ctenopharyngodon idella (grass carp), 4423 nucleotides. Its product is annotated as carbohydrate sulfotransferase 12-like. The transcript is spliced from 2 exons. Gene Ontology annotation, molecular function: sulfotransferase activity. Gene Ontology annotation, biological process: carbohydrate biosynthetic process; proteoglycan biosynthetic process. Gene Ontology annotation, cellular component: membrane. The record is from RefSeq and is a predicted model, not a curated record. NCBI's taxonomy places the organism in Eukaryota, Metazoa, Chordata, Actinopteri, Cypriniformes, Xenocyprididae. The coding region runs from base 2147 to 3187 and encodes 346 amino acids.
AACAAACAGAGAGACAUGUCAGAAAAAGGAUUUUCAGUUUAUCAUAAUGCAAUCUCUGCAGCCGUAGCCGUACCAUGACUCGGAUGGUAAUACCAAGGUUUGAUAAGUGCCAACUGAGGGUUGCCAACUGUCCCGUAUUAGCUGGGAAGUCACUUAUAUUGGGCCCAGUACCGCCGCUCCCUAUAUGCAGAGUACGCAGUUUGCGUACGGCACUAACUCCCUGGGGGAAGGCAUUUGAUAUAAUACAUAAUGUACGUAAAUUGAUUGUUUACAUUAUGUAUUUUGACAGUGUUGUAAAAAAAAAAAAAUAAAUAACUUGCUUUUGUUACUUUCAUUGAAACAUUUAUUACUGCCUCAUUGUUAUUAUAUAGCCUAUGUAUUUUAAGUCAUUUUAAAGACUGUUGUUCACUUAGGUCUAUUUUUAUAAAAAAAUUAAAUAAAAAAAAAAACUAAUAUGGUAAUGCAUUUGUGGAGGGGGUUGGGGGGCACAACAAUACAGUUCUGCUUAGGGCACCGAUUUGGCCAGUUUGUGAAUAUUUUGAAUAAAAAGGAAAAAGAGAAUAAAAGCGAUGCAUCUGUCACACAACUUACGUGUAAAAAGGUUAAUAUUUUGGCUUUCUUCUUUAUUUAUGUUUGUCAUUCUUCAGAAAAAAAAAAGUUAACAAAAUCAAAAAUUCUGAAAUUUGGUUGACUUAACAUGAUCCAAAAUACGUUUAUGUGCGAGAACCUUUAGGCUACAUCUUUUGAAAGUGCCGUGACUUGUGGCCAAGUGUCCCAUACUCAGAAUUUCCUGCCAGUAUUGAGAUUCAAACCCACGACCUUCGGUGUACAAGUCCGACUCUCUAAUCAUUAGGCCACAACUGCUUUACACAGACUUAACCACAGAUACUGAAAUUACUGUGUGGCACAGUACAAAUAUUUUGAAUGUGUGCCUUAUUCUGUCCCUUACUUUCUUUUCCUGAAGUUGGCAACCAUAGCCAUAGUACUGAAUGAUUACCAUAUUCAUGUACUGUGGUAAGCCUAUUCCAUUCCAAAAAUACCAUGGUACUAUUACAUUUACAUUUCAUUAUUUAGCAACCCAAAGUGACUCACAGUACAGAGCCUGUAUUACGGAAACAUAUGCCUAUAACCUUUUUGGUCGUGAAUGACUCAAUCCCCCAAUAAUCUGGCAGGGGUCAAAAUAGACCCUUUUCACAUUUCCGGUUUCUCAGAAGCGGAAGUCAUCAUAGUUGGGUAAAAUAUUAUCCACAAGUUUCCUAUGCCCCAUGAGGCCUUGCGUCAAAAGUGGGAGUGUCUUCCGGUUAGAAGUAAACAAGCUGGACGUGACACUCAAUCAUUCAACAGUUGACAGUCAUUCUAGAUUUAGCGAUCCAAACUUGCGAACGUUUGGCUUUUACUUAAAGAUUUAAGAUUCCAGCAUCAAUAUCUGAACAAUGUUUUACAAUAAAAAAAAUGUUACAGUAACAGUAAUUUAUUAAUUUAUGUCAGGAGUGCACAUCAAUCAUGCUAAAUCUAACUGAUUACAUACACACAAAGGCUUACACAUUUAGAAAUAUAUUGAUAACAUACCCUAUGUUUACGUCACUUUUCUGAGCAUUUCUAUUAAUUUUCCUCUAAAUUAUGCGAUGAUUGCAAUCCGAGGACGUUUGUGCGAUCUCUCCCGUCUAUCUAUCCUGAUCCUUUCAGCCAGAGCAACAGAUGGAGCUCAUGAGAGGAAAACAGGAGUUAUGAGUUAUACGAGUUAACCGAAGUGUGUGAAUCUGUGAAAAAUAUGCGUAUGCAUUUGUCCGGUAUCAACAAAGGCACAGGGAAGAGACAGAUAAAACAUUAAACCAAAUAAAUACGCGAUUAUAAUCAUAUAAGAAUUGUCUACGUUCCUCAAGCGGUCUCUGGUAUUUUCCAUAAACGUAAGUAGCCUUUAGCAUCGCAUAUAUGACAGUGGAAACGCGACUGGCUCUGGCACGCACGACACCAGUAGGAGUAAAACAUCACAUCAUAAGGCUUUGGUGCUAGCAUCAGUGACAGGAUGCUCUUGUAGUCAUGCAGCAGCACUUUUGUGGAAGAAUUCCCAACUUGAUUCAUUCCAGAGACGAUAAUAUUUAGCAUUCAAUCUCUUUUGAGAAACUGGUAUAGACGUCCAGCGAAUAUGGGAAUGCAGAGGCUGCUCCAGUGUUUCUUUCUUGUGGGAACAGUAUUUGUCACAUUCUUCAUAAUAAUUUUCUGGGAUGAGAUGAGAGAUGGGACUUUUUCCCUACACACGGCUUCAUCACAAGAUCUCACACACCUCAAACUGCGUCAAGCGCAUCGUAGACAUGUUAUAAGAGAGCUUUGCUCGGCCAAUAGCAGCCUGAAUUUUACAGAGAAAUUAAUCACAUUUGACCAGAUUCCGAACAAAGCCUUGGAUCAUCUCAUUGUGGAUGAUCAUCAUGGUGUUAUUUACUGUUUUGUACCGAAGGUAGCAUGUACCAACUGGAAACGAGUAAUGAUUGUGCUCAGCCAGAACCUGAAGGCACCAAAUGGAACUCCAUAUCUGGAUCCUCUUGACGUACCACCAGCAUUAUCCCACAAUACUUCUCUGCAUCUGACGUUUAACAACUUUCGGAGCCUCUUUGGUAAUUUCUCAAGUCCUUUAAUGCAUCAAAAACUAAAGAAUUACACUAAGUUUCUUUUUGUACGGGAUCCUUUUGUACGACUUAUUUCUGCUUUCCGGGACAAGUUUGCUAGGCCAAAUAAGGAUUUCUACAGACACUUUGGGUCCACAAUGCUUCAGCGUUAUGCAAAUAUUUCAAACACCCCUGACUCUGCUCAAGAGGCCUUCACCGCAGGCAUCAGACUGUCCUUUACUCACUUUAUUCAGUACCUGUUAGAUCCACAGACUGAGAAGAAGAAUCCAUUCAAUGAACACUGGCAGCAGAUUUACAGACUCUGCCAUCCAUGUCAAAUUGACUAUGAUUUUGUUGGGAAGAUGGAAACUCUUGAUGAGGAUACAGAACAUUUGUUGAAGAUUCUUGGGCUGGAAAAAUAUAUUCACUUUCCCCCCGGGUACAAGGAUAGGACAUCAGUAGACUGGGAGCGAGACUGGUUUGCAAACAUUUCCAUAGCUGACAGGAGAAAACUGUACAAUCUUUAUGAAACAGACUUUAGAUUAUUUGAAUACGAGAAACCUGAGACACUUCUGGAUGAGUGAUGAGUAUGGCUAAUUGCUUUUGCAUUUCCUCAAUACCUCAUGCAAAUAGAAACAAGAGAAAUUAUGUUGAAUCCCAUGAAACCUGUCAAUAACAUAUCUCAGUUAUAUUUAAAUUUAAUGUAAGUGUAAGUUAUUAUUAUUAUUUUUUGCUACUUAUUCCAGAAAGUUGGUCCAAUAUCAAAAUGAAGCUGGCAAACAAGCAGGUUGAGGAUGCAUUGUCAAAGUUUUGCUAAAAAAACCUUAAUACUGUAUGUUUCAUCAUCCAGGGCUACAAAAGCAGUUUGGUUACAUACUUAAACAUUUUUGAGGCAUGAUGGAAUCUAUUUUUACUUUAUUUUUUAUUUUUUUGUGCUAAAUAAAUUUAGACUCCUGUUUUAUGAUCCUAAUCUUUUUUUUUUUCUCUAGAUAUCAUUCUUAACUUAUAACCUUCUUCCUUGAUAUUUUUCUAUGUGAUUAGGUCAAGCAACUGGUAAAAACUUUCACAGUGUGGAUUGAGUGAAUUUGUUUGCACAAUUAUGGAUAUGAAUUGGGUAUUUGAAUUAGGCCUAAAGGCUGUUUGAUGAUUUAUAAAAUAUGAAUGAUACAUAUUUGUGUUUUUUACCUUUUAAGUCACCGGGCUUAUAUUUAAUACAGUAGUUCAUAGUUUAAUAAUUAAAGGCAAUUAAAGCUUUUUUAAAUGUGUUGACACAUGUUGGGUCCAACUGGUAUUAUUACUUCUAAUACAUAUACUCUCUCUGUAUAUGUAUUAUGUAUUAUAAACAAAAGCAUAGAAGCAUCAUAUUUUGUUACCAAAAUCUGCUGGUGUCCGAAGUAGGCUUGAGAUUUCGGUAUAUGGAGAUAAAGAUUCAUGAUUCUUCAGUAGUAUAACAACACACUGAGUGUAUAUUAGCACAGUUUAUUGUUUGCUUCUGGCAUCUGAUAGAGCUUUUGGACCUGGAAACAGUGACGUCAGAUGUUUUUUUUUUAAAUUAGUGCUGUCAAGAUUAUUGCCAUUUUUUUUUUUUUUUUUACAUUGAUUUAUUACAUUGAACAUAUUUGUGUUUCCAUGCUUUUUGUUGAGAUGUCUUUUCUUGUAUAGCCUAUUGUAUUUAAAUGGUUUAUUCAUGUUGCUUAUGAAUUAUAACAUUUUUUCUAUGUAUUCAUUGUUAUUUAGCCCAUUACUAGCUUUUUUCCAAGUGCAUGCAAGUGUAUGUAUUAAAAUGUAUCUAUAAUAUGCAAUAAACAAUUCUUAUUUUG